Molecule: messenger RNA, 1825 nt
Organism: Beta vulgaris subsp. vulgaris (sugar beet)
Lineage: Eukaryota; Viridiplantae; Streptophyta; Magnoliopsida; Caryophyllales; Amaranthaceae
Product: protein DETOXIFICATION 41
Exons: 8
Coding region: 1-1545 (514 amino acids)
Biological process (GO): xenobiotic detoxification by transmembrane export across the plasma membrane
Cellular component (GO): vacuolar membrane
Molecular function (GO): antiporter activity; xenobiotic transmembrane transporter activity
Source: RefSeq, a predicted model, not a curated record
AUGAGCAAUAGCAUCAUGAGCUCAAGAGGAGGGGAAGAGUAUCAUACAUUACUGCUUGGGUUAGACUCCCAUACACGGAUUUCAGACCUGUCGUCGGACGUCGUCGAAGACUUCCUUGCACACAGGCCGGUGGCAGCGAGGUGGUGGACACGCCUCAUUGCUUGGGAGUCAAGGCUAUUGUGGCUACUCUCUGGGGCUUCUAUUGUGGUGUCUGUAUUCAACUACAUGCUUAGCUUUGUAACACUUAUGUUUGUUGGACAUUUGGGUGCCUUGGAGCUUGCUGGUGCCUCUGUUGCUAGUGUGGGCAUUCAAGGCCUUGCUUAUGGAAUUAUGUUGGGAAUGGCAAGUGCAGUACAAACAGUAUGUGGGCAAGCCUAUGGUGCAAAACAAUAUUCAUCAAUGGGACUCAUAUGCCAAAGAGCAUUCAUACUUCAUCUUGGAGCAGCCAUCCUAUUAACCUUCCUAUACUGGUUUUCAGGCUCCAUCCUUAGAUCCAUAGGUCAAUCAGAGAGUAUAGCACAGCAAGGACAGAUUUUCGCACGCGGUAUAAUCCUUCAAUUAUAUGCCUUUGCUCUAAGCUGUCCAAUGCAGAGGUUUCUUCAAGCUCAAAAUAUUGUCAAUCCUAUAGCAUUUAUGUCAGUUGGAGUGUUGUUGUUGCAUAUACUUGUUACUUGGUUGGUUGUUGAUGUUUUGGAGUAUGGACUAAUUGGAGCUUCUCUUACACUAAGUUUUUCUUGGUGGGUUUUAGUCAUUGUGAAUGGAAUUUACAUAUUGUUUAGUCCUAAUUGUAAGGAUACUUGGACUGGCUUUUCUUUCAUGGCUUUUACAGGAAUUUGGCCUUAUUUUAAGCUCACACUUGCUUCUGCUGUCAUGUUGUGCUUAGAGAUCUGGUACAACCAAGGAUUGGUGCUUAUAUCAGGACUCUUGUCUAAUCCUACAAUUUCACUAGACUCAAUUUCUAUUUGCAUGAAUUAUUUGAACUGGGACAUGCAGUUCAUGUUAGGACUAGCUGCUGCAGCCAGUGUAAGAGUGAGUAAUGAGCUAGGAGCAGGACAUCCAUCUGUUGCAAAAUUCGCGGUGCUAGUAGUGAAUGGGACUAGUAUCAUGAUCAGUAUAAUGUUUAGUGCUAUUGUGUUAAUAUUCAGAGUUGGGUUAAGCAAGGCUUUCACCACUGAUUCUGAGGUCAUUGAUGCUGUAUCUAACUUAACCCCUUUGCUUGCCAUCUCAGUCUUCUUCAAUGGCAUCCAGCCUAUUCUUUCUGGGGUGGCAAUUGGAAGUGGAUGGCAAGCUGUUGUGGCAUAUGUAAAUCUAGCUGCAUAUUACAUAAUUGGUCUCCCAAUUGGUUGUGUAUUAGGUUUUAAGACUAGCUUAGGAGCUGCAGGAAUAUGGUGGGGGAUGAUCGUUGGUGUACUAUUGCAAACUGCAACAUUGAUAGUUUUGACUGCUCGAACCAAUUGGAACACAGAGGUUGAGAAGGCGAUUGAUCGUUUACGGAAGUCAGCCAAUGAAGAGACGACAAUUCUGAGCUUGGCCAACACUACAUGAAUGGCACAAAAACAAGCAUUUUGGUGUAGCUAAUUUUGCUGUCCACACAUGCAUUAUCAAGUCAUAUUCAACUGGUAGCUUUAUGAGAUGAAAGUGACUUCUUAUUUUCAGCAGAAUGUAACCAAAUAAUCGAGAUUACAAGCAAUCACCAUUGACCACUCAUGAUCGAUCCUAGAUUAGCAAUUGCUAAUUUUCAUCAUUGAUGAUAAUAUGAUCUAUCAUUAUUAAGUCUACACGAAUUUGUUCUCAAUUAAUGGUCUGAAAUGACUAUUUUUGAUUG